Alosa sapidissima (American shad) is the source of this 1009-nucleotide messenger RNA. Its product is annotated as translation initiation factor IF-2-like. Lineage: Eukaryota; Metazoa; Chordata; Actinopteri; Clupeiformes; Clupeidae. Bases 32 to 1009 code for a protein of 325 amino acids. The transcript has 5 exons. The record is from RefSeq and is a predicted model, not a curated record.
AUUCCGAAGGUUAGAGUGAGUCACAGUGAAGAUGACACUAACAAAAGGAAUGGUAGACUGCCCCUUGUGCGGUAGGGCCUAUGCUGCCCUGGCCAGCCUCUUCAUAAGGGGCCAUCAUGUGGUGAACCUGGCAGAGAGAGCCAUUCUGUGCAACAUGUCGACCGGGAGGAUCCUCAUCAGGGCAGAGCCUUGUCCAGCAGCCGGGUGCUCGUACCAUAGCAGCCGGCUGGACAAGCACAUCACCAAUAGCCACCAGGAGCUGACCACCGCGCUGAGGGCUCGCCUGAUGGCAGAUGCCAAGCAUCGCAAGGCCCUACAGAUGCUGGCAGAGCUGAGGGCGAGCACCCCAGCGGUGCCGAUGGUCAGCUCCCUGGAUAUCGAGGUGGACGAGGUGGUCGUGGGGCCCGCCCAGAAUGAGGAGGAGAGGUGCGACCUCCCCCGCUGUGUGGAAAAACGGGCCAGGAAUGUGGACCUGGAGGCCCAGGUCAGAAGACUGACUGUGGAGCUGCAGGGGGCACUUUGGUUGCCUCCAGACCAAGAGGCUCCGGAGAGCAAAGGCUGCUCCCCACCUGCCUGCUGCCCACCUGCCUGCUGCCCCCCCUCACCUGCUGCUCCCUACCUGCCUGCUGCUGCCCACCUGCCUGCUGCCCCCCCUCAGCCUGCUCCCUACCUGCCUGCUGCCCACCUGCCUGCUCCCUACCUGCCUGCUGCCCCCCCUCAGCCUGCUGCCCACCUGCCUGCUGCCCCCCCUCAGCCUGCUGCCCACCUGCCUGCUGUCCCCCCUCAGCCUGCUGCUCCCCACCUGCCUGCUGCUGCCCACCUGCCUGCUGUCCCCCCUCAGCCUGCUGCAGAGGAGGAGGGGGAGGAGGAGGCACCCCCACCACCACCCUGUCGCGGGCGCCGUAAGAAGCGGUACAACAUCUUCUACCUGUCCUCCUCCAGCGAAGAGGAGGAGUCCGGGACCUCUUCCCUGGAGGAGGAGCAGGAGAAGACGCGCCGGAUCUCUUAA